AUGGUCUCUAGUGCGAUACAGAGCGGUGUAGAUAAGGGAGAGGCGGAGGGAGGCAAUGAUGCUACAGAAGGAAAGGGAGAAACCCACAAUGCUGUGGCUGAUAAGGAGGCUUCUUGUAAGGAGGAUGUUGGUAAGGAGAAUGCUUUAAAGGAGACAGAGAGUGGGGGCAAAGAGGGGGGAGGCAAGGCUGUUUCCAGUAUAGGAGCAGCGGAUGGGAAGACUGGAGACGAAGGGAAAGAGGGUCUGAAGGCGGCUGAAGAGAAGAAGUUGCAAGAUGGUGAGGAGGGUGGUGAGGAGGGUGGUGAGGAGGGUGGUGAGGAGGGUGGUGAGGAGGGUGGUGAGGAGGGUGGUGAGGAGGGUGGUGAGGAGGGUGGGGGAAAGAAGACAUCUGUGGAAGGUGGUGAGGGUGGUGAGGGUGGCGCGAAGGUGGCGAGUGGAUUGGAGGGAGAAACCAAGGUUGAGGUUAAGGGUAAGGGUUCAAAACCGAAAGCAGAGGAGGAAGAGGAGGAGGAGGAGGAGGAGGAGGAGGAGGAGGAGGAAGAGGAGGAAGAGGAGGAAGAGGAGGAAGAGGAAGAGGAGGAAGAGGAGGAAGAGGAAGAAGAAGAGGAGGAAGAGGAAGAAGAAGAGGAAGAGGAGGAGGAAGAAGAAUACGAGGAGGUGGAGGAAGAGGAGGAGGAGGAGGAGGAGGAAGAAGAAGAAGAGGAGGAUGAGGAGGAAGAGGAGGAGGAAGAAGAAGAGGAGGAAGAGGAAGAAGAAGAGGAGGAGGAAGAGGAAGAGGAGGAGGAAGAGGAAGAGGAGGAGGAAGAAGAGGAGGAAGAGCAGAAAAAAACAAAGGAAGCAGGAAAAACAGGGGAUGGGAAGGAGAUUGAGGAAAGCAACAAAACCGCAGCCUCAGCUGCAAAGGAUAGCUCCUCUGGAAGUCCCUCUGUGGAUAAAACAGGAGACAAGUCAGGAAGCAAGUCAGGAAGCAAGGCAGGAGACAAGUUGGAAGAUCUGAAAGGGGAGAAAGAGGAGAAGGAACCUGCUACAACGCAACCGAAACCAGAUGGCCCAGCAGCAGCAGCAGCAGCAGCAGAAGCUGGGCAACAGAAAGAGCCGAGUAGCCCAUCCAAAGCUCCCAAGCUAUCAAAGCUGGCGAGUGUUUUGUCUCCUGCUGCCACGGCCGCUGCUGUGGAGGCGCAGAAAGAAGCAGCAGAGGCGGCUGCUGCUCUAGAAGCUGUGGCGAAUAAGACACUGAAAGCUGCGAGGGAGGCACAGGGGGGUGCAGGAGGGGUGGAGGGAGCAGGGGUGGAGGGAGCAGGGGUGGAGGCACAGAGAGAAGCAGCAGAGGCGGCUGCUGCUCUUGAAGCCGUGGCGAAUAGGACACUCAGAGCUGCGAGGGAGGCACAGGGGGGUGGGGGAGGGGGAGGAGAGGAAGGGGGAGUGAGGUUGGGAGCAAAGGACGUGCGAGUAACAGAGGGCGACGGGGGAGAGAAAGGGGGAGAGGGGAAGGUUGAUGGAGGGGAGGAGAAGGGGAAGGGGGAAGUUAUGGAGGGGGAGGGGAGGGGCCAGCAGGGAAAGCAGGAAGGCACGGAGAGGAGUGGCGGUGAGAAGGAAGGAGAUGAAACGGUGGGGAGGAAGCAGCAGCAAGGAGAUGCAGAGGGGAAUGGGAGAGAGGCGGAGGGGGGUGUGGGAGAUUCGAAGGGGGAUGGGAGAGAUGCAGAGGGGGGUGGGGGAGAGGCCGAAGGGAAGGGGAGUGCGAUGCGGCAGGCGUUCAACACAGCAGGGUUCCCGAUGCUGGGGAGAGUGCUGUGGGGGCGAGAGCUGCACUCGCUGGUGAUGGGCGGCGUACCCAUGAACCUGAGAGGCGAGGUGUGGCAGAUAUUUGUGGGCACCAAGGCGAGGCGGCGAGCAGGGCUGUAUGACGCGCUGCUGGAGGAGGCACACCGGGAGGACGACCUGUGCCCCAACAGCACCCUCGCUGACAUCUACGCUCGCAUUCGUGCCAAAGACGUGCACAACUCGUGGGCCGUGCAGAUUGAAAAGGACCUUCCGCGUACCUUCCCCGGGCACCCAGCGCUGGACUCCAUUGGGCGGGACUCCCUGCGCCGCUUGCUGACGGCGUAUGCACGGAAGAACAAGGACGUGGGAUACUGUCAGGGAAUGAACUUCCUUGGUGGGCUGCUGCUUCUGCUCAUGCCGGAAGAAAACGCCUUCUGGACCCUGACAGGGAUUGUGGAUGACUAUUUGAAGGGCUACUACUCCCACAACAUGAUCGAAGCUCAGGUGGACCAGCUGGUGUUUGAAGACCUCGUGAGGCAAAACUUCCCUCGACUUGCAACGCACUUUGAGAACAUGGGGGUGCAGCUGUCGUGGAUCACUGGCCCCUGGUUCCUCUCCCUCUUCAUCAACGUGUUUCCAUGGGAAAGCGUGCUGCGUGUGUGGGAUGUGAUGCUGUUUGAGGGCAGUCGCUGCAUGCUCUUCCGAGCGUGCCUCGCACUUCUCGAGCAGCACUCCUUCCUAUUGAUGGAAAUCACUGAGACGGGUGAGCUCAUGUCCACCCUGCUGAGCUCGGCAGCAUCGGCCUUUGAUGCCAGUCAGCUGGUACUGAACGCUUGUGUGGGGUACAUGGCUGUGGACGAGGCGUUAUUGGAGGCCCUGAGGCAGAAGCACCGGCCGGCCAUAAUGAGGCGGCUGGAGGAGAGGCAGGUGGCACUGCAGCGCUACCAGAGCGGCAAGUCAGAGCGCCUCAAGGCGGAGGCUGCUGCUAUCUUUGAGCGCAUGUCCCUCCACCCCACUGCUGACGGCCGCCCUGUCACCACCAACUCGCUUGACGACUCCAUCCUCCCCUCCCCUUCUGCUGUUGCCGCCUCUGGAUCUGGUCCGCUGCUGGAUCCGCCGUCUCUGCUCCUGCCACCCUCUACUGACAGCCUCGUUACUAACAAUCUUCUCUCUAAUAGCAAGAGCGGUAACAGUAGGAAUAGUCAACUGCCGCCUCUGCCCACCCAGGGGCGUCAGAAGGGGGCUUUUCAGGAAGGCUCCCAGGCAGUCCCAGCGGCCAAUCAGCUCCCGCCACCUGUCCAAUUUAAGCCUGGAGCGAGGCUGUUUCCCCUCCCCCCCAGCCCUCCACUCGCCCGGUCCUCCUCCCUGUCAAGGCUCCACGUGUCAGCUCUCCAUAGGCCCGUUUGGCACCGCUUUGGCAUGCACUUAGGGUGCAGCCCUGCUGCCAGGAACAUGGUGGCGCUUUUAGCUAAGCAAAUGGAGGAGGAGCACACGCAGCCUCGGGGGCCGCCGAAGCUGUCGCUGCCGAACCGAGUGGCUCGGGCAGUGGCUGUGCUGCUGGAAGCAGCAGGGGUGGAUGGUGGGAGAGAGAUGAAGGAUGGGAGGGCGGGUGUGAAUGGUGGUCUGGAUAUGCCCAUGGAUGGAUCCUCCUGGCCUGAUGUGAAUGGAUGGCCGAUAUCCACCACCACCGUCUCCUCCGUGUCUUCAGCAAGCAUGCUAGCAGGGAGACUAGCAGGGGCAGCAGGUUCGGUCUCCUUCUCCUCCGUGUCUCUCGCCCCAUGGCCUGACCACCGCCGCUCGUCCUCCUCUCACGACCUUGCUGCUCUCAACCGCAGCCCCGCCUCUCCCCCCAUCCCGCUCCCUGCGAACGGUGUUAACGGUGCCUCUGCUGAUGCUGGUGCUACUGGCGAUGAUGGUGGUGCUCAUGACGAGAGUUGCUCCAGAGAGGGAGCAGGUGCAGCAGCGGUGGUGGAACCAGGAGUGGCAGGGGGGGAAGCGGGAGCUGGGGGAGCAGGGGGUGCAGGGGGAUCAGGGGGAGUAGGGGGAGCAACAGCAGCUGUACCAUCAGCUGCUGCUGCAUGGCGCUGGUCCGGAUGGGGUCAGGCAGGGUCUCUGUUCGGUGGAGGAGGAGGAGGGGCAACAUCCGCUGCUGCUGCCGCUGCUGCUGCUGCAGCUGCAGGAGAGGCGGACGGGCUGGCGGGGGAAGGGGAGGGGCAGGUUGGGGACGGUGCAGAGCUGUUGAAGAGGGAUAUGACUGCUAUGUUGGACCUGCAAGCACAGGUUAGUGUGGGCUGCACAGCACAUGCACCUGAUGGAUCCAGCAGGUGGAUUACAGGUGGGUUCCAGGGCAGGUGGGUUUCAGGGCAGGUGGGUUUCAGGGCAGGUGGGUUCAAGGGCAGGUGGGUUUCAGGGCAUGGAGUGUGUUCACUCUGCAUGAUUGCAACAUCUUUAUCUCCCUCCUUCCUUUCUUCCUCCCCCUCCAUCCCCUCUUUCCCCUCCUCCCCCUCCAUCCCCUCUUUCCCCUCCUUUCCCUCCAUCCCCUCUUUCCCCUCCUUUCCCUCUAUCCCCUCGUUCCCCUCCUUUCCCUCCAUCCCUUCUUCCCUCUCCUUUCCCUCCAUCCCCUCUUCCCUCUCCUUUCCCUCCAUCCCCUCUUCCCUCUCCUUUCCCUCCAUCCCCUCUUUCCCGUCCCCUCCCUUCCCUUCCUCCUGCCAGGUGGCGUGGUUAAAGGAGCAGCUGGUGUUCACUCUGGAGAGCCACCACGAGUCACAGACGCGGGUGGAGGCUCUUCAAACAGCCAUGGUGGAAAUGGCUCAGAGAGACACACACAUGCAGCUCACAGUGAAGGUGGAGCAAAUGACGAACGAGGUGGAAGUGCUUCGGAGAGAGCUGUCGCAGCAGCAGCAGCGGGCAGCAGUGGUGCUGGAGCAAGCGGUCAUGGACAAGCAGAUUGAGAUGCAGAGGGAGCUGAAUGCGCUGCUGAGGGCAUUGGCGUCAAAGGAGGAGAAGAUGCGGCGGGAUGUGGAGGGGCUACAUGAUAGGGUGGAGGACAAGGAGAUGGAGAUAGAGAGACUCAAGAGGGUGAUCGGUCGUCUGGAGGGGGACAAGAGGGAGCAGGAGCAGAUGAUAGCAGUGGGCAGGCAGCAGGUGGACACUCACAAGCGCGUCAUUGAGAUGCUGGUGGAGAAGGGCCAGACGAUGCAGCAGCAGAUGGUGGCCAUGGAGAAGCGAGCACUCACAGCCGAAGG
Molecule: messenger RNA, 5006 nt
Organism: Closterium sp. Naga37s-1
Lineage: Eukaryota; Viridiplantae; Streptophyta; Zygnematophyceae; Desmidiales; Closteriaceae
Source: the annotation of a GenBank genome assembly